Coregonus sp. 'balchen' is the source of this 14189-nucleotide messenger RNA. Lineage: Eukaryota; Metazoa; Chordata; Actinopteri; Salmoniformes; Salmonidae. The record is from the annotation of a GenBank genome assembly.
AUGGUUCAUGCUGCGGCUAUGGCUCAGGGGAAGAAGAGACCAACGGUCCCCCCUCCUGAUGGGGGCUGGGGCUGGAUGAUCGUGGCCGGCUGCUUCUUGGUCACUGUCUGCACACGUGCCGUCACUAGGUAAGUCUGGCAGGAGGAGAGGGUCAUGGAGGUCCCCUGGCUGGGUCCUGACCCAACUCUGAGAACUGUGGAGUGAUAAGCCUGUGUGUUUAUUUUACAGUAUAAUUGGGUGUCCCAUCAAAUCGGUCUAUUAGCAAUUUUAUUACAUGUUUGAGAACAGUUAAGUUUGUGGGACACAUUAUCAUUUCAAACAAAAUUCAACAAUCAUUUUAACCAAACUUGAUGCAGGCUAUCCAUCCAUUCUAUAAUGGUGGGCUAUAUAUUUAAUAAAGUGUGUGAAUUGAAGGGUACUAAAAAAUACGUAUUAUCAUCUUACACAGAAACAUUGUACAUCCUUUUAAAUACAUCUGACAAUUAUUUUCAAACAACACGGUUAUGGUACAAUACAUUUUCUAUUACAUAUGAUGAAAUGUUUAUUAUAUAUGAUGUGGGACUGGAAAAGAAUGCUCAGAACAUAAGAACGUUAUUAACCAUUUCCCAUACUUUUCAAAUAACGGAACAGUAUAGAUCACUUUCGUGUUGUUAUUUUCCGGUUCUGUUUCCUGAACCGGUUCCAAACCCUGCAUGUAAUAUAGGUCAACUCUAUAUAUAAUGCAACUGACUGAGUAUGACUUGAGAACAAGACUGACUGAAGUGACAAGAGCUAUCUUCUGUUUCUGAUAUCACACUCUCCAGUUCAGGUUACACUGGGUGCCUGGUAAACAACCUGCAGGUCAGAAGCAGGUCUUCAGUAUAGGACUAAAGUGAAGCUUUAGGGGGGGGGGGGGGGGGGGGGGGAUCAUUUAGUUAUUUUGAAUUUUAAGAGGAAGUUUGUUCUGAAGUGUCUGUCCUAUAUCUGAGAGUCAUAAGAAAGAUCAAGAAACUAUACAGUUGAAGUCGGAAGUUUACAUGCACUUAGGUUGGAGUCAUUAAAACUCGUUUUUCAACCACUCCACAAAUUUCUUCUUAACAAACUAUAGUUUUGGCAAGUCGGUUAAGACAUCUACUUUGUGCAUGACACAAGUCAUUUUUCCAACAAUUGUUUACAGACAGAUUAUUUCACUGUAUCACAAUUCCAGUGGGUCAGAGGUUUACAUACACUAAGUUGACUGUGCCUUUAAACAGCUUGGAAAAUUCCAGAAAAUGAUGUCAUGGCUUUAGAAGCUUCUGAUAGGCUAAUUGACAUAAUUUGAGUCAAUUGGAGGUGUACCUGUGGAUGUAUUUCAAGGCCUACCUUCAUACUCAGUGCCUCUUUGCUUGACAUCAUGGGAAAAUCAAAUGAAAUCAGCCAAGACCUCAGAAGACAUCCACAAGUCUGGUUCAUCCUUGGGAGCAAUUUCCAAACGCCUGAAGGUACCACGUUCAUCUGUACAAACAAUAGUACACAAGUAUAAACACCAUGGGACUACGCAGCUGUCAUACCGCUCAGAAAGGAGACGCGUUCUGUCUCCUAGAGAUGAACGUACAUUGGUACGAAAAGUGCAAAUCAAUCCCAGAACAACAGCAAAGGACCUUGUGAAGAUGCUGGAGGAAACAGGUACAAAAGUAUCUAUAUCCACAGUAAAACGAGUCCUAUAUCGACAUAACCUGAAAGGCCGCUCAGCAAGGAAGAAGCCACUGCUCCAAAACCGCCAUAAAAAAGCCAGACUACGGUUUGCAACUGCACAUGGGGACAAAGAUCGUACUUUUUGGAGAAAUGUCCUCUGGUCUGAUGAAACAAAAAUAUAACUGUUUGGCCAUAAUGACCAUCGUUAUGUUUGGAGGAAAAAUGGGGUAGCUUGCAAGCCGAAGAAUACCAUCCCAACCGUGAAGCACGGGGGUGGCAGCAUCAUGCUGUGGGGGUGCUUUGCUGCAGGAGGGACUGGUGCGCCUCACAAAAUAGAUGGCAUCAUGAGAAAGGAAAAUUAUGUGGAUAUAUUGAAGCAACAUCUCAAGACAUCAGUCAGGAAGUUAAAGCUUGGUCGCAAAUGUGUCUUCCAAAUGGACAAUGACCCCAAGCAUACUUCCAAAUUUGUGGCAAAAUGGCUUAAGGACAACAAAGUCAAGGUAUUGGAGUGGCCAUCACAAAGCCCAAUCCUAUAGAAAAUUUGUGGGCAGAACUGAAAAAGCGUGUGCGAGCAAGGAGGCCUACGAACCUGACUCAGUUACACCAGCUCUGUCAGGAGGAAUGGGCCAAAAUUCACCCAACUUAUUGUGGGAAGCUUGUGGAAGGCUCCCCGAAACGUUUGACCCAAGUUAAACAAUUUAAAGGCAAUGCUACCAAAUACUAAUUGAGUGUAUGUAAACUUCUGACCCACUGGGAAUGUGAUGAAAGAAAUAAAAGCUUUCUACUAUUAUUCUGACAUUUCACAAUCUUAAAAUAAAGUAAUGAUCCUAACUGACCUAAGACAGGGAAUUUUUACUAGGAUUAAAUGUCAGGAAUUUUGAAAAACUGAGUUUAAAUUUAUUUGGCUAAGGUGUAUGUAAACUUCUGACUAUAGAUUCUUUCAUUUUUUUCUUCUUAUUUUAUGUAUUUAUUUCCUUAUUUUAGGCACUAAACUAUCUUAAAUCUUAAAUCCCAUUCCGUACUAGUGUGUAUUGGGUAUAUUUUGUGAAAUUGUUAGAUAUUACUUGUUAGAUAUUACUGCACUGUCGGAGCUAGAAGCACAAGCAUUUCGCUACACCCGCUAUAACAUCUGCUAAACACGUGUAUGUGACAAAUAAAUUUUGAUUUGAAAAUAUAUACUUCCAUAAAAAUUUUUAACUGGUACAGUGGACCUUCUGACGAGUCUUUUGAGGCUUCCUAAGGCAAAACGGAGAGUCUCAGCUUUCCUUAGAGGGGUCAUAUUAGUGUGUAGCCCAAACUGUUCGGACGCUACAGACAGAAGUUGGCAGAAGAGGCUGUACCAACUUCAGAAGAGUCUUCUGAAACUUGUGGGCGUCCAAACCGUUCGGACGCUACAGACGUUUUCGUGAGAGGACCGGUUUUCGGGAUGUCUCAUGGUCCGACAAACACGCUCUAGUCCUGCCUCCUUUCACCGCAGAUGCGGAAGGGCAAUAUUGGCCGAUGCGGUGGAUUGAGACGCAGCUAAAUAAACACAAAUCUCUAGUUUAAACAGCCAGAUUUUUAGAAAACAAUCAAACAAGGAAGAGCAUGUUUGGAAUGUCCCGCCAACAUUAUUCAAUCAUUUUCAACCAGCCUUUUCCUGGUCGCUGAUGGUUGUAAACUGAUAAUGCCUGCUCAGAACGUCACCUUGAGCCUUUACUCCAGGGUUCUUCAAUUCCGGUCCUGGAGGGCCGAAACACUUCUGUUUUUUAUUUCUACCUGGUAGUUAAUUGCACUCACCUGGUGUCCCAGGUCUGAAUUAGCCCCUGAUUAGAAGGAGAGGAUGAAAAACAGAGGUGUUUCGGCCCUCCAGGACCGGAAUUGAAGAACCCUGCUUUACUCUAUUGCACAUUGUGACUCUGCCAGAGAUAAUCUAAAGUAGUAAUUGGUCAGAAUUGGAAGGAAUGGGGGAAAUUCCACCAAGAGUUUGAGAGUAACCCAAGGUAAUAAAUCUGGGCAGUGAACUCCUGAUCCUCUGCUUUCUCGAUAUGCAUCAGUGAUCCCAAGGUUCUUUGAGGUCUAGUGAGUGAGUUUAAAACCCUAAAACAGCUGUAGCGGACAGCGUGCGUAUACAGGUUUUUGUGUGUGCGUGUGUGAGGAAACAGCAGGCUGACGGAGGCCUGCCGUGUGAUAGGUCCCCCAUGUGCGUUCUCUGGCCAGUGCUGGAGAGGACAUGAAGAUCAGAUGGCCAUCACAUUCACACUGAGGGAUUUGUCCCUUAUCGUCUGCCUGGUGCUAGUCCUGUACAGUUUGUACAGGUGCAGCCAUGCUGCAGACUCGGACGGAGGAGCUUGUGGCUCAUUAACCCCCAAGCAGGCGUUCUUCCCACACGUCCCAGGCUUUUUACAGCUCUCCCCUCAGCUCCAUGAUUACACAAUUCAUUACGGUUGCAUCACUCCCUCUGACCACUCAGGUCAUCACCAUGUCUAGCUGGAGAAGAGUAAUUAGAUAAUUGAAGAAACCUCAGUGUGUUCCGAGAACGUUUGCUGUAUACACUCAGAAGUGUGUGUGUGUGUGUGUGCGUCACAGGAGGUUGGUGGCACCUUAAUUAGGGAGAACGGGCUCAUGGUAAUGACUGGAGCGGAAUCAGUGGAAUGGUAUCAAAUACAUCAAACACAUGGUUUCCAGGUGUUUGAUGCCAUUCCAUUUGCGCCGUUACGGCCAUUAUUAUGAGCCGUUCUCCGCUCAGCAGCCUCCUGUGGUGUGUGUGCACCAUUGUAACAAAUUUGUGUCGAAUAAACCACUAGGAAAAAUAUACCUAUUUGAAAUAUGCAAGAUGGUUCUUAUUUGUCAUGAUUUCUCUUCAUCUUGAGCCUUUUCUUGUGUUCCAGAUGCAUCUCCAUCUUCUUUGUGGAGUUCCAGAUGCACUUUGGAGCGGACUAUUCAGGGACAGCCUGGAUCCACAGUCUGGUGGACUGCACCACUAUGCUGUGUGGUAAGUCAUCAUGGCCCUCAGUCAAGUGCUGCUUCAUCAACAGUGAUCUGGUUUCACGCUGGGCCUGGCACUGGCUUGCAACGCGUGGUCUAGACAGGUUGCUCAAUGCCAAGGGGAGUCAUGAAAUGGAUUUGGUCCAUUGGAUGUAAACAUAUAAGCUGUAAAAGGACAAAGGAGAAGUUAACUCAGUUUGACAACUAAGACAACUAGGUUUGAUAUUUGGUGCAUCAUUUCCCUUCCAAUUAGGACACAUGAUGACGACAAUGUAAUGUAAAUGUGCUUUUUACAAUCACACAGCAAAGUUACAGUAUGCUUCAGUUGAUAAAGUCACAAGCCGCUGACUGGCAGUGCCCUUGCAACUCAGCCAACCCAUCGGUCAGUUUUUGCUGCUUCUCUUAGAUUGGGAUGUGCCCCUGUUUGACCCCUUUACAUAAGAAAGUAGUGAUGUUUUGGUUAUUUUAGUUAGUUCCACCCAACCGUCUGGGAUACACUACUUUCUGUCAUCUCCACCAUGGACAUGUUGAUUGCCCUUUAAAAACCUUUUUGGUUGAAGGCAUAGAAUUGUUCCUUGUUAGUUGGUACACAUUAGUGCAGUAGUAUUUAAGAACAAAGUACUGACAAUCCCUUGUCUGACUAAAGUAGACGUUAGAGAGAGGGGUUUGCUUCUUUCCCUGUCGAUUUAGCUCUUGAGAGAACAAUGUUAGCAACACACAGACGUUAGCGACACACAGAGAACAUCUUGAAAUACCAAAACAGUGUCACAACACCAUGACCCAACACAGAGGGAGUUUGUUUAUUUUGCUUGCGCCCGGUGAAAUGUGACACUAUGAUAGAGACGGUAAAAGCAUGUAAAAAUAGACCCUUAUGCUGACUCGUAGCAGCCUUUAUCAAGGCUGACUUAGGUAACCUGUUUAGGCAGGCGUAUGCCAAGGCCAGUCAGCAUUGGUCACAGAGGACUGCUGCGGAUCACAAAUCCCUCAUGGUCUUGUAUUAACUCACAGUAUCAAUGGUCCAAAGUGACAAAAAUGUAAGUAAAUGUUAACUUGCAACUAUUUAAUAUGUGUUGAAACUAGCAGUGGGGUAUCUUUCUGGAGCUUAACUUUAUGCUGAAUUGGUGUUACUCCCUCUGUUCCUGUAUCUGCAUGUGUUUGUUCAUGUCGAGGUGUGAGAGGUUGGUGAAAAGUAAAGAACUGGUUUGUCCUCAUAUUACCUGUCUUUUGGCAGAAGUUUGUCGGCCAUGUUCUAGGGUUAAAACAAAUAAUAACAUACUGUACUGAGUUUUGGACGACUGUGUUCUGGAGACUAUGUGCACGGAUCCAUUAACUCUAGUGGUAUGAAACAUUAUUUUCACAAUAUGCAAUGUAAAAAUUAGAAUAAGAGCGAUCAGAGUUAAAUCAAUUAAUUAUCCUGCCCACCCAAAAAAACAUAAUGUGAAAACGCAGAGUUUCAGCCCGAGCCUGAUAUUCUGAGAAGUGAUUAGGGCGGGCCGGGACCGGGCUUAGGUUUGCACAACCUCGUAGGCUAUGUGGAGUUGCUGUGGUGAAACAGAGAGAGAACGUACAUCCUAUCCCACUCUCUGCUCUGAUAGACAGCCUACAACUCUCUCUCCAUCUCUCCAGCGUUGCACUUCAACAUUUAUCUAAAAUGAUUUAAUGUGCCUUUUAGUUGUCUUUUUUUCCUGAUAGAAUUGUUCUGUAAUGCUUACAUACCGGUAUGCAACAUUAUUUGCGGUUGAAUAUAUGACACAUUGUUGGAGGUAGAAUGCUGGCCUAUAGAGCGCAGGCGGGAACACAUCUGCCAUUUGAUAAGAACAGACAGUAGCCCGCUUAAGCCACAACAUUGAAAACCAACUGAAAUCUGUUCGGGAACAUCAAUAUUGUCAAUAUAGUCUACCCUAACCCAUCCAUACCGUAUAUGCAUACUACUGCAGUCCACAGUCAAAGACGAUUAGGCCUACUAGAGUUUGUUUCAGUAGCCUAGACCAAUUAUUUACUAAAGACCUCUUAAAUCUGUGUGCUUUUAUGUUUUGUUGCUGUGUGUAAUAUGUUAAGAACGUUACGGCACAAUCAUGUUUUGUAAUUCAGGCUUGGGCUCAUACAAUAUUUUUUUAUGUAAGGCUCUGGUAGGGUUGGGCUUCAAUUGUCGGGCCCGAUCAAAGCAUGGCCUAUGGUCAUUUUAUUUCUCAUGUGUUCCGCUACCUCAGAGCCCCCAAGCCACCCCCCUCUCACGAGCAACUGACAGUACUACUGUAGUUCAGCAGACAAUCCCAUACUAACAUGUUUACUUUGUUGUGAUUGACAGCUCCUCUAGGCAGCUUCAUUGGGAACCAUCUGUCGUGCCGCAUCGCUGUGAUCCUUGGGGGCUUUCUGUCCUCCUUCGGCCUGGUCCUCAGCUCUUUCGCUACCAGCCUGGAGUACCUGUACCUCACCCUGGGGGUCCUCACAGGUGGGUCCCCCCCAAUGACAGUGCAUUCGGAAAGUAUUCAGACCCCUUGUUUAUUUUCAAUUUACAAUCUGUAGAAACAAUGAGAAUAGAAGGGUUCAGAACUUUUGUGAAACAUCACAGUACAGUUGAAAAAUGUAUGGCAAAUAGAAAUCCAAUAUGGAUGGUGUUAAGAGAUAGAUGGGAGGUGUUGAAUGGAGCUGAAGGAUGGGACUAAUAACAACUAACAACAACUAAUAACAACAAGAUAACUAAUGUAAAGCAUACUGUGUCCAUAAUAAGUAUAUAGGUUAUAGGUUGAGUGCUUUUGUGAAAGAGCACAGUUAGAAAGAUAUGGCAUAUAGAAGCAAACCGGAUGGACAUUAUGAAAAUGAUUGGAGAGGUUGAGGGUAGAGGAAGUUCAGGAGUAAAAACAAACAAAAUAUAAUUAUUGUAAAAUUGACUGUGUCCAUAAAAUGUAUAUAGUAUGUAAACUUAGCAAAAAAAGAAACGUCCUCUCACUGUCAACUGCGUUUAUUUUCAGCAAACUUAACAUGUGUAAAUAUGUUAAGUAAAUAUGUUAAGGCGGCAGGUAGCUUAGUGGUUAAGAGCGUUGUGCCAGUAACCGAAAGGUCGCUGGUUCUAAUCCCCGAGCCGACUAGGUGAAAAAUCUGUCGAUGUGCCCUUGAGCAAGGCACUUAACCCUAAUUGCUCCUGUAAGUCGCUCUGGAUAAGAGCGUCUGCUAAAUGACCAAUUAUUUAUUUAUUUAUUUAUAAAUAUUUAUGUGAACAUAACAAGAUUCAACAACUGAGACAUAAACUGAACAAGUUCCACAGACAUGUGACUAACAUAAAUGGAAGAAUGUGUCCCUGAACAAAGGGGGGGUCAAAAUCAAAAGUAACAGUCAGUAUCUGGUGUGGCCACCAGCUGCAUUAAGUACUGCAGUGCAUCUCCCCCUUGUGGACUGCACCAGAUUUGCCAGUUCUUGCUGUGAGAUGUUACCCCACUCUUCCAAGACACCUGCAAGUUCCCGUACAUUUCUUUGGGGACUGGCCCUAGCCCUCACCCUCCGAUCCAACAGGUCCCAGACGUGCUCAAUGGGAUUGAGAUCCGGGCUCUUCGCUGGCCAUGGCAGAACACUGACAUUCCUGUCUUGCAGGAAAUCACGCACAGAAUGAGCAGUAUGGCUGGUGGCAUUGUCAUGCUGGAGGGUCAUGUCAGGAUGAGCCCAGGAAGGGUACCACAUGAGGGAGGAGGAUGUCUUCCCUGUAACGCACAGCGUUGAGAUUGCCUGCAAUGACAACAAGCUCAGUCCGAUGAUGCUGUGACACGCCCCAGACCAUAACGGACCCUCCACCUCCAAAUCGAUCCCGCUCCAUAGUACAGGCCUCGGUGUAACGCUCAUUCCUUCGACGAUAAACGUAAAUCCGUCCAUCACCCCUGGUGAGACAAAACCGCGACUCGUCAGUGAAGAGCACUUUUUGCCAGUCCUGUCUGGUCCAGCGACGGUGGGUUUGUGCCCAUAGGCGACGUUGUUGCCGGUGAUGUCUGGUGAGGACCUGCCUUACAACAGGCCUACAAGCCCUCAGUCCAGCCUCUCUCAGCCUAUUGCGGACAGUCUGAGCAUUGAUGGAGGGAUUGUGCGUUCCUGGUGUAACUCGGGCAGUUGUUGUUGCCAUCCUGUACCUGUCCCAUAGGUGUGAUGUUCGGCUGUACCGAUCCUGUGCAGGUGUUGUUACACGUGGUCUGCCACUGUGAGGAAGAUCAGCUGUCCGUCCUGUCUCCCUGUAGCGCUGUCUUAGGCGUCUCACAGUACGGACAUUGCAAUUUAUUGCCCUGGCCACAUCUGCAGUCCUCAUGUCUCCUUGCAGCAUGCCUAAGGCACGUUCAAGCAGAUGAGCAGGGACCCUGGGCAUCUUUCUUUUGGUGUUUUUCAGAGUCAGUAGAAAGGCCUCUUUAGUGUCCUAAGUUUUCAUAACUGUGACCUUAAUUGCCUACUGUCUGUAAGCUGUUAGUGUCUUAGCGACCGUUCCACAGGUGCAUGUUCAUUUAUUGUUUAUGGUUCAUUGAACAAGCAUGGGAAACAGUGUUUAAACCCUUUACAAUGAAUAUCUGUGAAGUUAUUUGGAUUUUUAUGAAUUAUCUUUGAAAGACAGGGUCCUGAAAAAUUGACGUUUCUUUUUUUGCUGAGUUUAUAAGAUGGAAGUAGAGGCCUAAGUGUUGUUGUUCACUAGUUUACUCCAAUUAGGGAAGGGGUGGUGGGGUUGGAAAGUAAUAAAGGGAAAUAUAUAUAUUUUUAAGGAUAUGUAAAUGUAUGUAUAUGUAUUUAUAUGUAUGUAUGUGUAUGUAUAUGUGUGUAUAUAACAAUUACACUGAUGGAAGUUACAAUCUAUCUGGGGCGGCAGGUAGCGUAGUGGGUAAGAGCGUUGUGCUAGUAAUCGAAAGGUUGCUGGUUCUAAUCCCCGAGCCGACUAGGUGAAAAAUCUGUCGAUGUGCCCUUAAGCAAGGCACUUAACCCUAAUUGCUCCUGUAAGUCGCUCUGGAUAAGAGCGUCUGCUAAAAGACUUAAAUGUAAAUGUAAAAAUAUUAAAGCUGAUCUACCCCCCAAAAAAUCAAAAAUAUAAAAUCAGAUCCCUUGAGUUUUUCCACAUUUUGUUACGUUACAGCAUUAUUCUAAAAUGGAUUCAAUUGUUUUUCCCCCCUCAUCAAUCUACACACAAUACCCCAUAAUGACAAAGCAAAAACUGUUUUUUUUAUUCACAUUUACAUAAGUAUUCAGACCCAUUACUCAGUACUUUGUUGAAGCACUUUUGGCAGCGAUUACAGCCUCAACACUUCUUGGGUAUGAUGCUACAAGCUUGGCACACCUGUAUUUGAGGAGUUUCUCCCAUUCCUCUCUGCAGAUCCUCUCAAGCUCUGUCAGGUUGGAUGGGGAGCGUCGCUGCACAGUUAUUUUCAGGUCUCUCCAGAGAUGUUUGAUCGGGUUGAAGUCCGGGCUCUGGCUAGGCCACUCAAGGACAUUCAGAGACUUGUCCCGAAACCACUCCUGCAUUGUCUUGGCUGUGUGCUUAGAAUCGUUGUCUUGUUGGAAGGUGAACCAUCGCUCCAGUCUCAGGUUCUGAGCGCUCUGGAGCAGAUUUUCAUCUAGGAUCUCUCUGUACUUUGCUCCGUACAUCUUUCCCUCGAUCCUGACUAGUCUCCCAGUCCCUGCCGCUGAAAAACAUCCCCAAAGCAUGAUGCUGCCACCAACAUGCUUCACCGUAGGGAUGAUAUUGGCCAGGUGAUGAGCGGUGCCUGGUUUCCUCCAGACAUGACGCUUGGCAUUCAGGCCAAAGAGUUCAAUCUUGGUUUCAUCAGACCAGAGAAUCUUGUUUCUCAUGGUCUGAGAGUCCUUUAGGUGCCUUUUGGCAAACUCCAUGCGGGCUGUCAUGUGCCUUUUACUGAGGAGUGGCUUCCGUCUGACAACUCUACCAUAAAGGCCUGAUUGGUGGAGUGCUGCAGAGAUGGUUGUCCUUCUGAUUCUCCCAUCUCCACAGAGGAACUCUGUAGCUCUAUCAGAGUGACCAUCGGGUUCUUGGUCACCUCCCUGACCAAGGCCCUUCUCCCCAGAUUGCUCAGUUUGGCCGGGCGGCCAGCUCUAGGAAGAGUCUUGGUGGUUCCAAACUUCUUCCAUUUAAGAAUGAUGGAGGCUACUGUGUUCUUGGGGUCCUUCAAAGCUGCAUAAUUUUUUUUGGUACCCUUCCACAGAUAUGUGUCUAAUUUAAUCCAUUUUAGAAUAAGGCUGUAAGGUAACAAAAUGUGAAGGGGUCUGAAGACUUUCCGAAUGCACUGUAUAUAUGAAUGGACAAAGCCAUCAAACAUGUGACACCAUUCCUUCCUAUGUGAAGACUCAAUAGCGCAUUUGAAGCCAAGGAAGUCGGUUGAGAUGGCGUCUCAUGUGGGAGAUGAAUGUAGACAUAACAUGCGCAGUUUGAGCUAAUCCAGGAAGUGAUGUUGCAGGCUGGCUCAGUGCUGCCCCCUUAAGACACUUUAAAUCCAAUGUAUUAUUAUUAUUAUUAUUAUUAUUAUUAUCAUUAAGGCCCCUAUAAAUCAUGCAAAUCAUGUAAUUCAGGGACACUUGGUAGACAUACCAAAAACAAAAGGGAUAACGUAGUGUGGCUCAUAAAACAACAACAACCUUUUCCUCUUUCGAUUUACAGGUAUUGGAUUUGCCCUCUGCUACACCCCUGCCAUAGCCAUGGUGGGCUCAUAUUUCUGUGAGAGGAAAGCCCUGGCGUACGGGAUCGCCAUGUCAGGCAGUGGCAUCGGGACCUUCAUCCUGGCCCCUGUCGUCCAGCUGCUCAUAGAGCACUACUCAUGGCGUGGGGCCCUGCUCAUACUGGGGGGCGUUGUUGCCAACCUGUGUGUCUGUGGGGCCCUACUGCGCCCUAUCACUCUGAAAGAAGAAGAGGAGGCUCAUGGUCCAGUCCCGUUGGACACCGAGUGUGGAUAUGGGGUGAAAGCUCCGGUGGUGAGCAUGUUAGAGGAACCACUGGCGAUCAACAACAACAACAACAGCCGCCGCUGCUUCUGCUUCCAGUCCAUGCAGGAGUACUGCUUCCUGCUCAUGCCUGACUUCCUGAUGCUGGCAGUGAGCUUCUUGUUCCUAGCCAGCGGCUGCAGCCUGCCCUUCGUCUACCUGGUUCCGUACGCACUGGAUGUGGGCGUGAGCCACCAGCAGGCCGCCAUCCUCAUGUCCAUCCUGGGGGUCAUAGACAUCGUGGGGAACAUCACCUUCGGCUGGCUCGUAGACAGGAGGUAGGCCAAAGUUUGAAAGAUUUUUGUUCCAUUGAGCAUGCCACCACAAUAAAGGUAUUUUAAUUCCCCCUUGCUCUUUAAUAGGCCGGCCUUCCUUUAUUUCGAAUGGAAGACAGGUUCAAAAUGUACCUUUAUUUGUUGCGUUGAGUCUUUCUUUAGGUCUUCCUCUACAACAUUCCUCUUGGAGUUUGUGUGAAAAUCAGAAGCUAUGCUUUAACAUAGAUAUGGGUCCAGCCUUUUCAUAUCCAGUUCAGAUUCAGAGUGUUUAUCAGUCACAUUUAGAGUUCAGUCAUUUUUUGUAAUCUCACCAUUUAGUGAACUGUUUCUCACCCAGUUUUACUCUAGCGAAAUGGUCAAGAUAAAAUUACCCAAUUUUAUCUUGAAGAUAAAGCUGGUUUCCUCUGUGUUAUGAUGAGUUUCUGGUAUUGAGAAGUUCAAGAUGCAAGAAUUUACUUAGACAUUCUGUGGAGAUUUCAUACCAAGUAUUUAUUGAAUCACGAGCUCGUGGGUUCAUCUAACCAACGGACAUAGCUUUGCCCUUCAUCAGUUGAACUAACUUGAACAAAGAAGACACUCUACCUUAUACACCCUUUAUUACCAUCUUCCUGGCAUACAUCUGGCAAGUCUCCAUGGGCACUCCCUGUCUUUGAUGUUCAUCACUCUUUACCCCAAGUCACUAUCCUGUCCAUCACUCAUGCUAUCCUAAACAUCACUCAUCUACCUUGACAUAAUGGAAUGUAGACUUCAUGGCCCCAAACCACUCAUCUCUUAACUCUUCCUCUGUCCUCACAAUCCUAUAACAUGACAUCAUUACACUCUGACAAGCCAUUGACAGCUAAGCCGCCGAUCAUUCAGAUGGUCAAUAUGGACAAUCUGUGUUUUUAGACUGAUUGUGUCCACAAUUUUUCUCACCCCCAGGUGCCUGAAGAAGUAUCGUAAUGUGUGCUACAUGAUAGCAGUAGGCAUGGAGGGACUGUGCUGCCUCUUUAUCCCACUCCUGCGGACGUUCGCCCUGCUGGUGCCUUUCUCUGUGUUUUAUGGGUACUUUGAUGGCGCCUACGUGGCCCUCAUACCUGUGGUGACCUCAGACAUUGUGGGGACAAGUAACCUCUCCUCCGCUCUGGGGAUUGUCUACUUUCUACAUGCCAUUCCUUACCUGCUCAGCCCUCCAAUAGGAGGUAAGUACUAACCAAUUGUAGCACAGGAGGUGGACAAAAGAGAUAAAGGUAAAUGUCUCCACGUUGUUUGCUGAUCGCAAAAGUGGUCUUUAUGAAAGCUUUUAGCGGUACAAAAGCCAUUGUUAUUGCUUCACUAAAAGCUUUGCCAAAGACCACAUUUGCAAGCUGUAAACAAUGAGUAGACAUUGACCUUCUUUCUGGACCUCCCAUAUUAGGUAGAGCAAGCCUGCUGGUCUCUUUCAACUAAUGCAACAGCAAACAAUCUCACUUACAGUAACCUUAUGUCAUUCUAAAGUGACCCACUUAUUCAGUCCUGAUUCUGAAAUGUUUUGUAGUUGUUGACUAAACCUAGUCCUGGACUAAAAACCUAUUUCAAUGGAGAACUUCCAUCUGUGUCUGGAAAACCGCCCUGAAGAGUACACCAUUGAUGUUUCAUUGGUCAAUUAAUGAUCAAUGUUGCAAAUGUUUACCUAUGGAUGAUAAUGUUUUGUCAAGGAUGUAUCUUGGCAUGAACAAUACACCAUCAAUGCUUCAUUGCUCAAUUAAUUACAAAUUUUGCAAAUGUUCAGGUGACGUUACUUUGAAAAGAUUGUUUCAUAGAUGCACAAAUGUUGCAUUAAGUGCAGCAAUAGUUUGUUAAAUUAUCCACCAGUGUACUUUUACUGAUUAAAAAGGAUUCAUUCUAAAUGUAUUAACACAUGCAUUAGUCAGGAAGUCAACAAGACGUAAAUUUUUGUCUUCCAUCCAUCAAGUGAAUGUUCAUACCUCCUUCCUCCUCCUCCCUCUGCAGGCUGGCUGGUUGACACCACAGGCACCUACACGGCCACCUUCUUCCUCAGUGGCUUCGCCCUCAUCUCCAGCUCCCUGGUCAUCAGCACGGUGACGGGGAUACGCCACUGUCGCAGGACCCAAAAGCACAGAAACAAAAAUAAAAACACAGACCCCAAACAGGAGCCUUGCCGAUCCGACUUCUACACAGCCUCAACUAAAGAUGUGAACCCUUCAGUCAACACAGCAAAUUCUUAACAUUGGACGCUUUUGGGUAGUUAUGCAUUUCUUUUGUUGGAAUACCAAAGUACAUUGAAGAUUAUGAGAAACGAUCAUCAAUUGGUACUCAUAAUCUAGCGUGAUAGUUCAGGAUUGGGAAUGACUUUCCUCAGAAAGA